Onychomys torridus (southern grasshopper mouse) is the source of this 2791-nucleotide messenger RNA. It is a transcript of the gene Siae, whose product is annotated as sialic acid acetylesterase. Gene Ontology annotation, molecular function: sialate O-acetylesterase activity. Gene Ontology annotation, biological process: carbohydrate metabolic process. Lineage: Eukaryota; Metazoa; Chordata; Mammalia; Rodentia; Cricetidae. The transcript is spliced from 10 exons. The record is from RefSeq and is a predicted model, not a curated record. Bases 164 to 1861 code for a protein of 565 amino acids.
GCCUUGUGUUGAGCCGCGGAUGGUUUCGCGUACUGAGGACUCGAGGGUGGAGCCCGCUAUGUGACCCCGCCCCAGGCUCCGCCCACACAGGACCACGCCCCCGUCCCCGCCCCUGCCUAGGGGCCCGUCUGGAGUCCAGCACUCGGCGCGGAUUUCCGCAAGCAUGGUUUCCUUGGGGGCUGUGUGUGGCCUGCUGCUGCUCAUAACCGUUCGAGCCAGCAGAAGUGCAGGUAUUGGUUUUCGCUUUGCCUCCUACAUCGAUAAUUACAUGGUGCUGCAGAAGGAGCCUUCAGGGGCGGUGAUCUGGGGCUUUGGUACACCUGGAGCCACAGUGACAGUGACCUUGUGCCAAGGUCAGGAAACCAUCAUGAAGAAAGUGACCAGUGUGAAAGCACCCUCCAACACCUGGAUGGUGGUACUGGAUCCUAUGCAGCCCGGGGGACCUUUUGAAGUCACGGCCCAGCAGACCCUGGGGACAAGGAAUCUCACCCUGAGGGUUCACGAUGUCUUAUUUGGAGAUGUCUGGCUGUGCAGUGGACAGAGUAACAUGCAGAUGACUGUGUUACAGAUCUUUAACGCCUCGAAGGAGUUGUCCGACACUGCUGCCUACCAGUCUGUGCGCAUCUUCUCUGUCUCCCUCAACCAGGCAGAAGAGGAGCUAGAAGACCUUGGUGAGGUUGACCUGUCAUGGUCCAAGCCCACUGCAGGAAACUUGGGCCAUGGAGAUUUCACUUACAUGUCAGCAGUGUGCUGGCUCUUUGGCCGUUACCUGUAUGAUACUCUGCAGUAUCCCAUUGGGCUGGUCUCCUCCAGUUGGGGUGGGACACCCAUUGAAGUCUGGUCAUCUAGAAGGUCACUGGAAGCCUGUGGAGUCCCUAAUACAAGGAAUGAAAGAAUUCUUCAGCCAGAGAUAAAGUCCAUGAGAAGCGAGUGUAAGAGUGAGGGGUCCUUGUGUCCUUUGAGGAGGUUUGUUCCACCUGAUUUUGUGGCUGGACCAGUAAAACACUCUGUCCUCUGGAAUGCCAUGAUCCAUCCUCUGCAAAACAUGACUUUGAAAGGGGUAGUGUGGUACCAGGGGGAGGCCAAUGCGAAUUAUAACAGGGACUUGUAUUCGUGCAUGUUCCCUGCGCUCAUUGAAGACUGGCGCCAGAACUUCCACUCCGGCUCCCAGGGGCAGACAGAGCGUUUCUUCCCAUUUGGAUUUGUUCAGCUGUCUUCAUACACGUUGAUGAACACGUCAGAUUAUGGGUUUCCUGAGAUCCGCUGGCAUCAAACAGCAGACUUUGGCUCUGUCCCCAACCUGAAGAUGCCCAAUACUUUCAUGGCUGUUGCUAUGGAUCUCUGUGACAGGGACUCCCCUUUUGGCAGCAUCCACCCCCGAGAUAAACAGACUGUGGCCUAUCGACUGCACUUGGGGGCUCGAGCUGUGGCUUAUGGUGAGAAGAACCUGACCUUUCAAGGACCACUACCUAAGAAGAUAGCGCUCUUGGCUCACAAUGGGCUGCUCAGCCUCACAUAUGACCAGGAAAUCCAGGUGCAGAGGCAAGAUAACAAGACAUUUGAGAUCUCCUGUUGCAGUGACAAUCAGUGCAGAUGGCUUCCAGCUCCUGUGAACACUUUCUCCACCAAGACCCUGAUCCUGGGUGUCAAUGCUUGUGUUGGCACCGUGGCUGCUGUUCGCUAUGCCUGGACCACAUGGCCCUGUGAAUAUAAGCAAUGUGCCAUUUACCACCCUAGCAGCGCCUUGCCAGCUCCGCCCUUCACCGCUCUCAUUACACACCAGGUUCCGGGACUUAGGGCAGGGGUGUCCAAGGACACUGGGAGUAGUGCCAGCUCUUAUGUACAAGGGCGAUUCCUUUAGAUUUGGGCAUUUAGGAGUUUAAAUGAUGACAGCUAUUGCUUUUAAGAGCAAUUUCUAGAAGCCUCAUCGAAUAGCUCCCAACCAGCAUAUGGCUGUUCCAGUCUUCUGAGAUGAGUACUGGCUAACAGACACUUGAAAUGCUCAGCUCUGUCUCUAGUUACUCAGGCCUCUGUGCUGACUCUGAACUAGAACAUUUGGUCUUCCUACCAUCCACUUCCCUGGGAUGGAGGAAAAUGCCCUAUUUCUGUCCUUUCAUCCAAAACUGUGGACUCUCAGGCCUGCAAGAGAUUUAAAGGCUACAGAGGCUGGUGCUUCCUGUGUUCUUUUCAAAAACAAACAAACCCCUGAAAAUGGCUAUGGAAUGCUAAGAAGUUUCCAUCUGGGGAGCAGAAAUCUUACUUUCAUCCAACAUUACUACCCCAUGACAAAUCUUUCAGGUAAAUUAGACAUACCACGUAUUUGUACCCUCAUUAAGCUCCCCCAAACUAUCUGUUUGCAGCGCAAAGAUUCUAACACGAAUCUUUGAGACAUGUCAGUCCUAUGUUUAAGCAUACUGACAGGUGCUGAGGACUGGCCUUAAGGAAUAAAGAGAGAGGGCCCAAAGGGUGGAGAAAUCACAGGCAUAGGGACACAUGAAAGUAAUUAUACUUGGGGCAAAGAGGUCCUAAAAACUAAGUCUCAGGUCCCUGAGAGGUAGAAUUCAACUAAGGCCAAUCCCCUUGGGAUUGAAGAAAGAAUUUGGCAGGAAGGAGAGCUAUGUGAUAAGCUUAUAGGGCAAGUGCAGGCAAGGCAGAGGUGACAGUGCCAUUUACCACUUGAUGAAAGACAGCCGACAGCUCUGGAAAUUGCAUCUAUUAUAAGCUGGAAAUAAACCAAGUAUGGUGUGCACACCUUUAAUCUCAGCACUUGGGAGAUGGGAGAUCUGAGUUC